Molecule: messenger RNA, 1037 nt
Organism: Planococcus citri (citrus mealybug)
Lineage: Eukaryota; Metazoa; Arthropoda; Insecta; Hemiptera; Pseudococcidae
Product: lysophospholipase-like protein 1
Exons: 6
Coding region: 155-997 (280 amino acids)
Biological process (GO): protein depalmitoylation
Cellular component (GO): cytoplasm
Molecular function (GO): palmitoyl-(protein) hydrolase activity; carboxylic ester hydrolase activity
Source: RefSeq, a predicted model, not a curated record
AAACCACAGAUUUAGUAAAAUUUCAAGUUAGAUAGGUACUCAAAUUCAAUAUUUUUCAUAUUUUCAUAGUAUCGUUCAACGUAUAAUGAUAUCAAGUACUUAUUUUAUUUUUAUAACAUUUUAAUUUACUUCAUGUAUAAUUCAAUAUCACAUUAUGGAAGUAAGCCCACAAAUACUAUUUACAACAAAAUUAUUUACAUUAUUAACAUCAUUCUGCCACUGUAACGUACCUGAAUCGCCAGCCAAAUAUUCAAAUACGACCAUCGAAACAUCAACUCCUCCAUUAAGUAGAGUAUACAUGGAUCCAGAUUCGAUCAUAUAUCCGACGAGAAAUCACACAGCUACUGUUAUUUUUCUUCAUCCUUUAGGAGAAGUAGGUACAACGGCGAUGGAUCUAUUGAAAUAUGAAAAAGAAGAUUUCGAAUUCGCCAAUAUCAAAAUCCUAUUUCCCACAGCUCCUUGCCGGCCAUAUACUCCUCUCGGAGGAGAUGUAAUAACUAAAUUUCACGUUUCGCAGAUGAGAUAUAUUUGGUUCGAUGUGACCGAAGAAAGUUACAGAAGUAAAGAAUUACUCACAUCGUUCGAACACAGUUACGAAGAUUUGAGAGAUCUCAUUUUAAAGGAAGUCGAGGCAGGAAUUCCGUUGAAUAAAAUCGCCAUUGGAGGAUAUUUGGAAGGAGGAACGAUGGCGUUGCACAUGGCUUUCAGAAUUGUACCAGAAAUAGCAGGAGUAUUUGCUUUAACCUCGUAUCUUCAUCGGAAUACAGUCGUUUUAAAAGAGCUAAGAGAAAAACCUCCACCAAAAUUACCAAUAUUGCUGUGGACACACGGCACAUGUGAUGCAUCAUUCGUUCAUGCCAAAGAUGUAUUUGAAGAUCUCAUGGAGCUAGGAGUACCAGGACAAUUUUUUGAACAACCCAAUAUCGUAGGUAAAUUAAAUCCUGGUCAACUUGAAAUUCUGCACGGAUGGCUAUCCGGUGUAUUAGAAGUUGACUGAAAACCCAACGCACAAUAAAGACGAUAGAAUAAAUCCCAAA